GUAGAAAAGGAACAGGUUAUUUGCCGAACGAACCGUGAAGAUAACGGUAAAAAAAAUCCCAGAUAAAAUGUUGGAAUGCAGAAAAAGGACAUUUAGGACGUUGCUGCAUGCCUUGCUUGCUUUCCUACUCCUACAAGCACUGAUCAACCCUGCCGACGCUGCGGCGAAAUGUCACAAAUGCACCGGAAUCAAUUGUCAACGUACGACGUUCGCGGCGACAGAGGAUUGCCUCGAUGCGCUGGACAGUUGUGUGAGCGUCUUUGAUGGAUCUACCGUACUCGCACAAGGUUGCCUAGGGCAGCUGACAUCUGAGUUGCGCAACAAAUGUGAAGUGUCAACAACCGAGUCAGCUGACCCCGACGAAAUAGCUACUGAUGAUGGUGAAGCCCUGCCGACAACAAAUCAACAAUGUUACCAGUGUCGUGAAGAUUUGUGUAACAAUGUGAGCGCCGAUGGUUUCGAGUGUGUACAAUGUGACUCAGAUGUGGAUGGGAAAUGUGCUAGCGAUACUGAAGGUUUACCAACCGAAAAAUGCCCAAUUGGAAAGGCAGUCAACUCUUACUGCUAUGCAAAGCUGGCGGGCAAACAUGCCACACGUGGUUGUGCUGUGGAUUUAGUACAACAAAAGGAAUGUUUAAAUAGCAAUGACUGUGUACUUUGUACGCCCACCGAUAUUGCUGGCUGUAAUCGGGAGCCAAAAGUGGCUGCCGGUGAUGGCGGAAGUGGUGGCUCUGACUCUGGCACAGGUGGUGAUGGUGAUUCGAAUUCCGGUGGCAGUGGCAGCUCCGAUUCUGGCUCAGGUGGCGGUGGUGGUUCGAAUUCCGGUGACAGUGGCAGCUCCGAUUCUGGCACUGGCGGCGGAGGUUCGAAUUCCGGUGGAAGCGUUGGCUCAGACUCUGGCGCAGGUGGUGGUGGUGGUUCGAAUUCAGGUGGUAACGGCGGUUCAGACUCUAGCGCAGGUGGGGGUGGUUCGAAUUCCGGUGGAAGCGGUGGCUCAGACUCUGGCGCAGGUGGUGGUGGCUCGAACUCCGGUGGAAGCGGCGGCUCAGACUCUGGAACAGGUGGCGCUGGUUCGAACACUGGUGGUGAUAAUAGCGGCACAGAUAACGGCAAUGGUGGUGCAAAUAAUGGUACAGAUUCUGGAUCAGGUAAUGAUACUUCUGAUUCUGGCAAUAAUAACAACACCAGCGGUGCCAUCGACGUGUCCAGUAAGCUCGCGAUAACGGCUAUCCUAUUCAUGUUGUCAUACUUUAUAUAGAACAAAUAAGAGUCGUUGCAUAGCCUUAAGUUUCAAGUAUUGUAAUGUAGAAUUAAAGCAAUGUACAUAUGUAUGUAUGUAAGACGUUAAAAAAAAUAUUGAAAAAUA
This is a messenger RNA of Ceratitis capitata (Mediterranean fruit fly), 1366 nucleotides long. Its product is annotated as hyphally regulated cell wall protein 1. The transcript has 3 exons. The record is from RefSeq and is a predicted model, not a curated record. Lineage: Eukaryota; Metazoa; Arthropoda; Insecta; Diptera; Tephritidae. The coding region runs from base 68 to 1258 and encodes 396 amino acids.